GCUCACGCGCAGUGGGGAGCGCACGCAGGCUGGCUCGUCGGGGAAACGGCAUUCAAACAAUUAUCAUGAAUUUAAACGUGUUGUUUUUUGCACAUUUGCUAAUAUAGAUUUUUUUUAAACAACUUUCUUAUGACCGUUGGAGCCAGUGCUAAUAACUGCAAUAUAUUUGCAAAAAGUAGUAUCGACUGUUGCAAACUAACCGGCUUUAUGCAGUCAGGCGGCUAGGCCUCGCCUGGCCCGCAGUGUCUCGGUUCAAGCAUGCAUCCCUCCUGGGGCGCUUACGGAGGUGGACACCAGCCUCCUCCGCACUUCGGCCCGCGGCCUCAUCAGUUCAGGGGAGCUCAGCCUCCGGCACCACCGCCACCACAACCGGCAGCAGCAGCUGGAGGGGGGUUCGGAGGAUAUGGCGCUCCGUCUCUUCCAGCGUCGUCCAAUUUCUCCAGUUUGCACGAACAGCAUCUACAGCAGAUGCAGCAGUUGCAGCAGCUCCAUCAGAAGCAGCUGCAGUCGGUGCUGCACCACUCCGGCAACGCCAGCGGGCCUCCGUACUGGCAGGCGGGCCCCAACAGCUUUCAGGACCCGUCAGCUCUGAGAGGUCCUCCCGGUCAGCCUCAGCCUCCGCCGCCGGAUGGGAAGCCUCCAGCUCCGGAGCCUUCAUCGUCUUCCUCGCCCGCAGUGAAGACCCCCGCUCCAGCACCACAGGUUAGCGAAGCCAGUGCAUCGAUGGCGGAUGAAAAGCCCGACUUUUCGUCGAUGUCUCUGCAGGAGCAGCAGGAAUAUUGGUAUCAGCAGCAUCGACAAAAUUUGCAGAAGCUGAAAAAUGAGAAGGCAAAGCAGAAUCAAAAUUCGUCUAAUGGAAACAAUGCACCUGCUCCACCGCCUCCAGUGGCCCCUAAAAGCACCCCUCCACCCCCACCUCCCAAAGAGGACCCCUCCUCCCCACCACCAGAUGAAUCAAAGUCCACUAGCCUCACUGAUACAGGGGACCCAGCGGAAGCAGCACGUCUUCAACAGCUGCAGGCGGCAGCUGCCCAUUGGCAGCAUGUACAGCAUCAGAGGGCCAGCAUUCAGUACCAGGCACUGAUGCAAGAGCAUGCUCAACUACAGCAGGUCCUGCAACAGUACCAGCAAGUUAUUCAACAGCCAGCACAUCUACAGACAAUGCCUUUGGAGAUGCAGUUGCAGCACUAUGAAAUGCAGCAACAGCGCUUUGGUCCCUUGUACCAAGAGUGGGACAGGCACUUUAAUUUGUGGUUAGAACAGUUUCAGUCAUACCCACACAAAGACCAGCUUCAUGAUUACGAAGCCCAGUGGAGACAAUGGCAAGAGCAAAUGAAUUCAACUUCUGCUCAUCUGCAAGAGAGAGUCACAUCUCUAAGAGCUAUGCAGCAUCAGUAUGGUACAGCUCCUUCAUUUGGGGGCAUGAUGGGACCGUAUGGGCAGCAUCGACUCCCUGUACCAGAUGGAAACAUGCAUUUACCCAACCCAGGGCUUCCGUCAAUGCCUCCACCUGUUAACAUGGACGCCAUGCAAGGACCUUCACCACAGGUCCCACCACCAGUUAUUCCACAGGGGCCAUCACCUGCAGAACCAUUCCCAUCAUCUGGGUCAAAUUCUGGAUCAGAAACAGGUAAAACUGUUGGACCACCUGGACUAGGGCCUCGGCCUCCUGGACCACCUCUUGGGCCCCCUGGACCUCAUGGAAGAUUUGAUGGCCCAAGGUUUGAAGGUCCCAGAGGCCCACGGUUUGAACAGCCACACCAGCAGCGGUUUAGUGCACCACCUAGAUUUGACGGUGGUCAGCGAUUUAAUCGACUUCCCAGAAGUAACGCUCCUCACCCUGGGCCUCCAGCAAGACCUGAGAAUCCCCCUAGACUGAAUGCACCCACACGAUUUGAAAGACCCCCUGUACCUCCUCCACAACCAGGGUACGGACCGCAAUCCAGUCCUGUCCUUGGCAUUCAAAUGAAGCAACAAUUAGCAAAACCUGAUGCACCACCAGUUGCUCCAUCUCAAUUGGGCCUAGAAAAAAACAAAAAUGCCCAAAAUCAAAAUAUUAAAGAUGGGACUUCCACUGGUCCGUCACUGACAGAUGACAUAUUGGACUCUGUGGAUGGGUUUUUUAUUCAGAGUGAACCUAUUCCUCAAACUAAGGAUAAUAAGUCUGAUGAUACCAUUGCUGAUACUCCAAAGCAGGAUAAGUUAAAAGAAGAUGCUACUAAACCUUCUAUACCUACAGAAAGUCCAAACACCAACAAAAACUCUCAGAAACCAAGCUCACAGCCUUCUAAAACCAACAAUGUUACAAAUGUGCCACCACAACAAGCAAAGCCUCCUCAAAAUGAUAAGUUUAAACCUGAUGCACCUAAGGAGGCUCCUAGGGGGCCACAUGUGAUGAAUCAAACAGGUCCACCGCAGUUAACCCGAGGAAGGGGAAGAGGCCAAGGGCCUGUGCCUCUCAGAGGUAGGGGCCGGGCGCGUGGUCGAGGACAAUACGGAGGACAAAUGGUUGAUCCCAACUGUCAGAGAGAAAUUAUGUCAGAGGGUCCCUAUGACCAUCAGCAAACAGAUGAUGGAACUCAUGGGGAGGACCAGGAUUUGACUUGGAGAGACCCCUCUUUGGAAGGUCCUGGAGAAAUAGAUGAGCAAGAAGGAACACAUGAGAUGUGGCAUCCAGAGGAGGAACACUUCCAGGAAGAGUACUAUGAAAUGCCUAGAGAGAGAAGACCUCCAGUGGGUCACAGGGAGCACCCAGAGAGCACUCAAGCAGAAGAAAACUGGGAAGAAGAACCACAGGAAUACUGGGAGGAAGAAGAUCCUUACUGGACAGAGAGAAGACCUCCCAUGCGUGCUAGACCUCCUUUUCCUCCAGGUGGCCCCAGAAGACCCCCUUUUCAUCCUCGUUUUAUGCUUCAUGGUCCAAGGCGACCCCCUCCUCCUGGUCCCCCACAUGGACCUCCUCACAUGGGACCACGUGGGGUAAUGGGACCACGGUUCAGACGUGGUCUAGGCUCAUGGGGUCCACCCCCGGCCCGCCAUGAUAUGAUGGAGCGAGACAUAAGACGGCCACCAGCACCUCAUGAAAUCUUAGCAAGGGAACCAGCUGGUCCUCUUGGAUAUAAAGAAGAAAUGGACCGAGAACCUGGAUGGUCUCAUCCUCGUGGGAGAGGGCUGAGACGUCCUCCUAUACCUCCCCAUGAAAUGGAGAUUAGAAGACCUCCCUUGAGACCCUCAAUGCCAAGGGAGAGGUGGCAUGGCCCUCCACCCCAUGAAGAAGAAAAUUAUGAGGAGGAAUUCCCGUAUGAUGCAGGGGAUGAUACGUACAGAAGGCCAACUCAUGAGUAUCCAGAUUAUGAGCAAGACGAUGAGUAUUACGGUUCUCGUGAGGAGUGGGGCAGGGAGCAACUUGACAGAGACUAUCCACCACGUCGCCCCCCAGAGCACAUUAGAGAGGAUCAUUGGUUAGAGGGAAGAGAAAGGUCAUUUCCAUAUGACGAUGAGAAUCGAUAUAGAGAGGAGCGAAUAGGACCACCUUAUCAAGAACGUGACAGGGAGACUCCUUAUCACUCUCGUUCUGAUUGGGAAAGGAGCCCACCUCCACCCCCACCCCCACCAGAGAGAGCUUACUCUCAUCCAGUUGGUGAAACUGAUCCCCAUUAUGACCAUAACCCAGAGCCGCUAACUGGUCUGCCCGCACCUCAAGCUCUGGAUGCUCCACUUGAAGAGUCUUUACCUGGUGCGAAUAAAACUGUACUUGCUCUUUCUCAAAGGCAGCACGAGAUCAUUCUCAAAGCUGCCCAGGAGUUGAAAAUGAUAAGAGAGCUCCAGGAAAGCAAGAAGGUUUUGGGGGAAGCUUCGAACACAGAGAUAGUCGGCAUGCCUUCAGAACUUCCCCCUGGAAUUCUUGGAUUAGAAAUACCACCUGAAGUCAAAAGUGCUCUGAAGGCUACCAAUAUAUUGUCAGAAACGGGACAGACUAAUCAACCCUUGGAAGCUGGUUUUCCCCCUUCAAAUCAGUCUGCAGGCUUCCUUCAUUCUUCAGCUCCUCCUCCUACAGCCUCAUUCAUUGCUAAAACAGUGGAUUAUGGGCAUGGCCGUGAUGCUGGUGCUACAGUGGAAAGGAUUUCUUACGGAGAGAGGAUUGUGUUGAGGCCUGCUCCGCCGCCCUCUGAGCGAUCCUAUGAGAAAGAAUUGCUUGGUCACAGAGACCCAUACUAUGACAGAAGAAGUGACCCAUAUGGUGGUCCCAGAGAUUAUGACAGGGAUUGGGAGAGAGAUCUGUACAGGGAGAAGCCACAUAUGGAGUAUGAGAGAGACCGAUAUGAAAGGGAUCGUUUCUUAAGAGAAGAACGACCUUCACUUGGGCUUCGUCCCGGACACAGAGACAGAGAAAGAGAUCAUCCAAGCCGCUCAAGCAGGGAUCGGGAGGUUUAUAACAGAUCAAGCUAUGACAGGUCUUCUUAUGAAAGGAGUCUUGAGCAUUAUGACCAUGGAUCCUCAAGCUAUGGUGGUGAUCGAAGGAGCUAUCCAGAUGAGCGUCCUCCACCACCCUCAUCACUGCCCCCUCCUGCUCCUGUUGCUCCCCCUCGUGUGGAGAAAAAACCAGACACAAAGAAUGCCGAAGACAUCCUCAAACCACCAGGUCGAUUAACUCGGCCUGACAGGAUCGUCGUCAUUAUGCGUGGGUUACCUGGAAGUGGCAAAAGUCAUGUUGCAAAGCUUAUUAGGGAUAAAGAGGUUGAAUGCGGUGGUGCGCCACCCAGAGUUCUUGGGCUAGAUGACUAUUUCAUGACUGAAGUAGAAAAAGUUGAGAAGGACCCUGAUUCUGGGAAGCGCGUCAAGACCAAGGCUCUUGAAUAUGAAUAUGAACCAGAAAUGGAAGAUACUUAUCGAAGCAGCAUGCUGAAGACAUUCAAGAAAACACUGGAUGAUGGAUUUUUUCCCUUCAUAAUCCUGGAUGCCAUCAAUGAUAAAGUGAAGUACUUUGACCAGUUCUGGAGUGCUGCUAAGACAAAAGGGUUUGAGGUAUACUUGGCUGAAAUCACUACUGAUCACCAAACAUGUGCAAAGAGAAACAUACAUGGGCGAACACUGAAGGAUAUUACAAAGCUGGCUGGUAGCUGGGAAUCUGCGCCACCCCAUAUGGUACGACUAGAUAUCAGGUCUCUGCUGCAGGACGCUGCCAUUGAAGACGUGGAGAUGGAAGACUUUAACCCAUCUGAAGAAGAACCAAAAACUGAAGUGAAACAGGAAGAUGAUGAUGAGACUGAUCUGGGAUACCUUCCGAAAAGCAAAUGGGAGAUGGACACAUCAGAAGCAAAGCUUGACAAACUGGACGGUCUGGCGGGUGGAGGCAAGAGAAAACGAGAAUCUGAUGUGUCUGGCAUGGAGGACUUCCUUCAGCUGCCCGAUGACUAUGCCAGCCGCAUGUCUGAACCUGGCAAGAAGAGGGUGCGCUGGGCUGAUCUCGAAGAGAAGAAGGAUGCUGACAGAAAGCGCGCUAUUGGUUUUGUAGUCGGUCAGACAGACUGGGAGAAAAUCACGGAUGAGAGCGGCCAGCUUGCUCAGAGAGCUCUUAACCGCACCAAGUAUUUUUAGGAGAUUUUGUAAUGACAUUUGUACAGCAUUUAUGGUCACCAGUUUGUGAAAUUCUUCACUUCCAAAGUGUACUGCCCGAUGAAGAAAGAGCAUCGUCUCUUCAGAAACCGGCGAUUAGUUGCCGCUCGAUCCCGUAGUACACGCAGCGGCCUUCAUACAAUACCUGGUGUAAUGUAAAUCUUUUCUGUUUUAAGCCACGAUCUUAUUUUAUUAGGUUAAGCAUUGCGCGUGUGUGGUUUUUGUAUCAGUGGUGCAACUGACUGUAGGCGAUAUCCUUACUUUUUUUAUUUUUUAUUCCAUAGAUCUAAUGUUUUUUGGCCUGAAAUAUUAUUGUAGUUCACCCACAUGUACCCACACUCAAUAAAGCUUACAAAACGGUCUCAUAAAAAAAAAAAAAGUCAUUUUUCGCAUUACGCUGCUAUUAAAAAUCCGAAUUGUGAAACUUUGGUUUGGUGGCUAAGCUGCAAAUAAAGGUUCGAAAGAAACUCUUCAGAUUGACGCAAGACGCAUGACUUGCUUACAAAAUAGUUUACUGGCUUCUCAUGUGGCAACGUAUUGAAUGACGGGUCUGUUCCAGCGGUUGUUUUACUGGCCCGCUUAUUUGCUUUGCCACAUAAGUUGCCGGUAAACACGAGCUUGAAUUUUGCAUAACUGACAUACGACUUCUGCAGAGUUUGGCUCGACCGAUGCUUUGUGUCAUAAAACCUCCUAAUUAACAUUUAUAUUUGCAUAUAUGUUUUUGUAAAAUUCCACAUGUGACCCUGAAAUCCUUUUUGUAUGCAAAUACUGCCGUUUCGACAUGAGCUCGUCUAAUUUUGAACGAAAAAAAAACCAGUUGUUUGCUAUACAACGAGAACUGAGCUUUAUUAAUAAUAGUUCAAUAUGCAGUUUUAUGUAUUGUGACGAACCUCGUCGGUUGGAAUAUGUAAUGCAUUGCAGUGCUAUUUGGGUUCUUUAAUGAAUGCACACUGGGCGUUAGUGCACUUGUGUUAUCAAGUGGUCCACCAGACAGUGAUGUUCAUUAAAUGCUCAUAAAACAACGUUCAGCGUCUAAAUAUUCUGAUAUAAAUAUAAAUGCAGUGACAUUAAAGGUAAGUGUGAAAAUGCUGCACAAUCCGUGAUGAACUUUCAAUCUGUGAAUAUAUUGUGUAUUUUUUUUUUUUUAACGAGUGUUUCGUCAUAUUUAAUUGGGUGCUUUAAUUUAUUUUUCUGGCAAUGCAAACAUUUUUAUUGACAAUUUGAGGACUUGUGGAUAGUGAUGUAUAUAGCUAACUCAAAAAAGAGAGAAAGAAAAAAAACAGAUGCUCUCUUCCGUCUUUGCAACUCAGUAUGGACAAAUGAAUUGAAAUCGACACCUUCAAGGUUAUACAUUAUGCAUCUUCUUCUGGUCCUGGAGUUGUAGGACUAACUGCUCUGUGGUAAUUUUGUUGCCUUUGGAGCUGGACAAUUAAUUGGCUGCGGUCUGUUACUUCAAAGAAAUAGUGUUGCAUAGAAAGAAGAAUCGUUAUAGUUAAGGCAGGAUGUGUGGGUGACUAUUUUGAGCUAUUUGUUGAACGGUUCAACUGCUCCCUCUGGAGUAUAAACAUGUAAUAUUGCUCCUUUUCAAAACUGAAUAUAGUUGAUGUUUUUGUGUUUCAAGUCAUCCACAAUAUGUAAAAAAAAAAAAAAAAAGUAAUUGGUUGGCAAUUUAUUACACAUCUGCAAUGAAGAGAAAGAAUACUCUAACAUCAAUUGUUUAUAGCUACUAAUAUUACUUGUCCUUGAGAUGUGUGGUUAAAUGCAUACAUCCAUGAACAAAAAAUGUUAUAGGUUUUUAGUAAGUAAAAAAAAAAAAAAAAAAAGAAGGUUUUAUGUAUUUAAAGCGUGCAAAAAAUAAAAAUGCAUCAAACGUGAUGUAUACCCGUAGUCGCGAGAAAUAUUUCAAAAGGAAAAACCUCUGCACUAUUACAUUUACUUGUUUUGUGGCAUCUUCAACAGUCUUCUCAGAGGCUGAUGUUGACAUUUUAAGGGGCAACAUGUAGUCCUGUGAAAAGCAAAAAUUAGUAUUUCUAAGAUUAUUCAAGUAUUUUUAUUAUUCAAGAUAUUACUUUGCCAUGUUGUUCUCUCAUGAGGCAGUAUACUGUGCAAACUUCACAAUACAAUUAACAGCUUAGUUCCAGUCACCUUAUGAUCUUAAUUCACAUGAUUUUUUUAUUUAUUUAUUUAUUUUUGUUAGGUGCUUAUAAUACCUUAAAGGAACAGUUCGCCGGUCAUUUACUCACCCUCAAGGAGUCCCAAAACUUUAUGAAUUUCUUUGCCAAACACAAGGUUUCCAACCAGGCUCCUUUUGGUCACCAUUAGGGGAAAAAAGUCAAUGGUGACCCGAAUCAACCUGGUUACAAACAUUUUUCUAAAUAUCUUCCUUUGUGUUUGGCAGAUCAGAUUUAUUUUUGGGUGAACUGUUCAUUAUAAAAAAACAUGAGUGGUGUAAUAUGUAGGUCUGGAUCAGACAUAUUAAUAAACUUGACUGCAUUAAGUAUUUCAAUGAUUUGUUAAAGUAACUCUACACUAUUUGACCUCCCCUAGAGUCAAAGAAUUGAGUUUGAGUAGCAUAGAUCAUUUCAUCUGAUUAGACCAUUAUCAGAUAGUUUCUAUAUUUUUUUAUUUAGAGACUGUAUUUUGCUCACAUUGCUACUUUUAUGGCGAACAAUUCCUCUGUGAGAGUCAAUCCACAAAAAAAAAACAAUUGUUUGGCUUUGUAAUCUUUAAUCUGAAGAUGCAAUUCCCCUCUGAAAUAACGGCCUUCUCUGAUGACAUCAGUUUGACGGCUUGAGCAUGACAUCAUUAACCACGCCCCCUCCAACUGUCAGUGUUCAUUUCUAACUAAAACAUCUACUUUACUACAUCCAAUCAGAUCGCAGUAGAAAAAACAAUCCACACUCUCUGUUCCUCAUUCAAUAUUCAGUUUCUCUCUGGAGUAAAACCUAAUGUGUCUGUCAAGGCUCUCCUAAAAGGAAACUUAAACAGUCAAUUUAUGCAGUUUUUCAAGGCCAAGCUAAACAUUUUGUGACGGGGGAAUGAAAUAGAAGUUACUGGACUUCUUUCCCUCUGUUGUUGAAAUCUGGUACAUUACGAUGUCUUCCUAUCAGCCCAUAAACUUCCAUUUUGGUUGGAAGUAUUGAGUCUACUCACUGUUUUUUGUUUUUUUUUUUUUUUUUUUCUGAUAUUUCCCUUUCAUCAUUGGAAGGCCUGUAACUUGCCAGUCAAAAAUGGGUGAGAGGUGUAUCUUUCUUCAAGUUAUUAGUUACCAAAUCACCACGGGUAAGAACCAGUGAGCACAAUGUUCCUCCUUAACUGAGCAGGACGGCGGCUUUUCAAAGAUGCUGUUUAGUCACUGCUGCUAGAAUCCGCCAUAUUAAUGGCAAAGCGCUCAACACUGCAGGGAUCUGAGUGGUUGGGACUGGGGUUUUUUCUAUUUUCAAUAAUGCCAACGCAGUUCCUUGGAAAUUCACAUUCAGUGUAAACGAAGCUCUCAGCUGAUCAAUUGCAUUCAUUCCAAAUUGGCAGCUGUUUAGAAGUAUCCUGUGCUAAUAUUAACAGCCCUCCAUCUCCCUCCCAACUGCCUCUCCGUGUUAUGAACUCCAGUGGGUGCUAGGAUUUGGGAUUGUGGACGUUCAUCAGCCAAUCAGCGUCACCGUGUCAUUUCCCUGCAGCUCCAAAGCGUUUAGUUACAUGGCGGCACAUCUCCGGAAAGAAGUGAAAAUGUCUUUUCCAUGAAGAUUUUUUUUCCACGUCACAUACUUUGCGGGUGUCAAAGCUAAUAGAGUUGAGCAGCUUCGUUUUGAGAGAGAAGUGGAAGUGCUACCGGAUGACUCUCCAGGUAUUUCACCUCUCAGUUUAAGUCUCCUACGUUCCCAUUUCUACAACCGACUGGGUUAAAAUGUCUUCGGAUGGAAGCUAACCAAGGACUAUCGGACUGCAGCUUCAUUUGUCCCGGAUGUCCAAACAUCAAGCCAUAUACGGCUGUUAUAUUUGUGCUAAUUUUGCUCCAUGUAUGUUUAUGUGAAUACAUUCUGCCAAUACCAGCAGCCAUACCAACUACACUACUAAACUACAUUUUUCAGCAGCUCAGCUGUAUCUUUUGUAACAAUGUUCCUGGAAUUCUUUACCUGCCAUUCAUGCGCUCAAUCCUGUUCCUGGAGAUCUACCUGCCUGCAAAUUUAAAGGGUAGAGUAAAAAAAAAUAUUCUUGUAGCGUCACAAAACUGAAGUUGAGCCACUCAUGCAUUUACGAUGUUUCUGGACCUGGGAUCAUUUCAGUUGUGUUGCCGACUAUGGAGGGUCAGAUCUCCGAUUUCAGCUAAAAUAUCUUCAUUUGUAGAUAUUUCCUCCCACAGCUACGUCCAGAGACAAGCAAGGAGAUCUCACAUCAGGGGUUCUACCGUAAUUUACGAAGCUAGGAGAAUCCAUUUUGUUAUACACACAAAAUAGAAAAAGUGACUGUAACAAUUGGGCUCCUCUAGCUGUUUUGGAGAGUAUCCACUGAACGCGAAUAGCGUACACUUUUCUGUGUCAGCCGUGACAAUAAAGUGAUUAUUAUUGGAUUCUUGUAGUUUCGUAAAGUUACGGUUGAACCCCUGAUGGAUCAUGGAUUAUUUCACUAAUCUCUUUGAUAUAUUUCUGGACGUUGGCAGCCAUCAGAAAGCAUCAAAAAGUGUGAGUGUGAAAUUGAAAUACUUGGCAAGCUACAAUUUCUUACUAGUUUCCUCCACGCUGCUUGUUCAUUUAAUCAUUUUGUUUUCUAAAUAAUAAAAUUGUAUCAAUUGAGGCAUGGACUGAAAUAAUUUUGCUCAUUAAAGGACUACACCAAAUCAUCCUUUCAUGCUUUCGUUUUGAUGCUUUCAAAAAAAAAAGCAUCAAAAGAAUCUGUUGGUAUUAUUCUGUCAAUGUUACAAAAUGUGUGACAGAAAAAGUCGUUCGAAACUUUCUCGGAAGAAAAUAACUUUCACAAAAUGUAUUUCUAUCCAUUUGGUUCUGGCUUUAGGUUUAUGGUAAGCGACUUGAAGCUUGAACAUACGUGAUAACUUCUUUUUUGUUGUUUUUUGGCACACCUAAUAUUCCUGGCAACAUACUUUAUAUAUACUUCCUUCAGUUAUUGUCUUCCUACCUCAUAUAACAUUAAGUAUUUGACAGAUUUCAUACACAUGGGAACACGCUCCAUUCACCCCACUGAGGCCGUCGUAGUGUAUACACACGCUGUCAGAUGCUGUAUUGUGUUGCACAACAUCCUUUUGCGCAAGUUUAUUGUCUGUUAUAAAUUAAGCGUGAAGGCCAACAGGAACACCAUCCCCAUUGCGUAAAUAUAUUACCCAGGACAGACCGCACAGAAAACAGUUAUGCAAUGCAUAAUGAAAGUAUUGAUUUUGUUUGUCUGAUUCUUAUUCGAAGGAUGAUGGACAACACGAUGGCAGUCCAGUUUUUGUGCAGUGCCUUGACUAACGCAUGACUUAAAGGCGUAGCUCACCUAAAUAUGACCAUUUACACGAUUGAUUUUUUUGACGCCAUUCCAAACCUGCAACUGACUUCUUAAUGUUAAACACUAAAAGAGGAAUUUGGACAAAUGUAGUGGCUUCUCUUUUCCACAUAAUGAAAGUGGAUGGGGAUUAGGGCUGUUACAAAAGUAAACUUAAUUUUAUUUAGCUACGAAUUACUUGAUAUAUAGUUAUUAUAUCUCUUUUUCUUUUAUUCAUUUCUUUUAUUUAUCUUUUUUGUCAUUUUGGAGCUUAACUGGCUGGUUGGUUCAUGUGGCCAGUACAUUUGUUCACAUUUAUCCUUUGUUCCACAUUUUUACUGUUCGUUUCUGUCAUUCGGAUACCAACUUGACAUAGUUGAUAUGACACAGAUAAGAUACUACUAAAUAUAACGUAGAAACUUCAGUCGAAACGUACAUUUUCUGUAAAGCUGCUUUGCAGUGAUUAGUAUGCAAAUAAUCUUGAAUUGAAUCGAACGUGCAGGUUUGGAAGAACAUGAGGCGUCAGUGAACGAUGCCUUUAAGUCGCCAUGUCUUGGUGCUGCUGAACAGAUGGCCUGCAAGCUGCCUUCGGGGUCUGCUUCUCAAACAGGGGAACACUAUUCUGACGGCAUAGCACCUCAGGUAAGCCUUUCUCAUACCAUGCAUUAAUAAAUAUAUUUUCAAGUGUGUUUGGACAUUUCAGUUAAAAAAAAACUUAAAAUAAAGAUUAUUUCUCAUUCAA
Messenger RNA from Puntigrus tetrazona (Sumatra barb), 11830 nucleotides. It is a transcript of the gene ylpm1, whose product is annotated as YLP motif containing 1. Lineage: Eukaryota; Metazoa; Chordata; Actinopteri; Cypriniformes; Cyprinidae. Gene Ontology annotation, biological process: regulation of telomere maintenance. The record is from RefSeq and is a predicted model, not a curated record. Gene Ontology annotation, cellular component: nucleus.